AACGGGCCUUUAGUCUGUGAGUGUUCUUUAUUUUCUUUGACCCUAAAGCCCAAGCGGGUGAAAAGCAAAGCAAUCCAAUCGAGGCGUGAUAUUUCCGGGUCCUAUGACUUAUCAGGUGGUUGUCCGGUGGGAGGAGAGGGAGAGGGAGAGUGUGCUUUCUGUUUGAAUGCUUUCCUUACCCUCGUCCCUGAACCCAAGCACUUCUCCAAACUGUGUGAGGGAGAAGAGGGCAAGUGGUUGUUCAUAGUUGCCAAAACUUUCCUCUCUCAUAACUGACAUUUGGCAGCAUGGCAGGCGGGUCCGUGUCGGAGUGCAAGGAGUAUUUGUUUAAAGUUUUGGUAAUCGGGGAACUUGGUGUGGGAAAGACGAGCAUCAUCAAGCGGUACGUGCAUCAACUCUUUUCGCAACACUACAGAGCGACCAUAGGAGUGGAUUUUGCGCUCAAAGUCCUCCACUGGGACAGCAAAACGCUAGUGCGGCUACAGCUGUGGGACAUCGCAGGUCAAGAACGCUUUGGGAACAUGACUAGAGUUUACUACAAGGAGGCAGUGGGUGCAUUUGUUGUUUCUGACAUUACUCGAGGCUCUACAUUUGAAGCUGUUUCAAAAUGGAAGCAUGAUUUGGACAGCAAGGUGAAACUGGCCAAUGGCAAUCCUAUCCCUUCUGUCCUUCUCGCCAACAAAUGUGACCAGAAAAAAGAUGGAUCCAACAAUUCCACACUUAUGGACAACUUCUGCAAGGAGGCUGGGUUUUUGGGUUGGUUUGAAACGUCAGCUAAGGAAAACAUCAACGUUGAUGAGGCUGCCCGGUUCCUGGUGGAGAACAUCCUUCUCAACGAUAAAGGUCUUCCAUAUGAAGAGAACAAUGGUGACAAGAUUAAACUGGACCAACAAACAAUGCCUGCUGAGAGCAAGUCAGGUUGCUGCUAGUGUGGAUGCUCUCUUGUUUUAAAAAAAUCCCCCAAUCUCACCUCAUCCCAAACCCAUGCCACGGAUCACAUACAUAACCAGGGGUAGACAGUUUUGUGCUCUAAAACGGGAGAAGACAUCACUGCCAAAGGACAGAUGAUCAGAUGAAAACAUCUGAUGCUUUUAAUGACCAGUUUUUCUCUCUCACUCUUGUUAUGUGCCAUGUUUGUCCUUUUAAAAGUGUCAAGCAAGUUACUUCCAUAUGUGCUUGUUGUAAUAUUGCUUAAACGAAUGAAACUAAAUGGGUGUCAUAGAACCAGACAAAUACCAGUAAAAGUUCUUAGCCAAAAUUAAAUUAAACGAAUGCCUUUGUCACAGAGCUGUUUUAAUGUAUUCUGGACUAUUUGCAUCUGCUGCUGGGAAUCGCAAUUCUCAAGAUGUCACUUUAUAGCAAAAUAGUACAUAUUCCCAGGGCAUUUAGUCUGUUGUGAAGAUCCAACCAUCAGUCUUAAAGCUCUUACCACAAAAUAAUUUGAUCAUGAAAAGAAAAUGAAU
Messenger RNA from Sinocyclocheilus grahami, 1463 nucleotides. Its product is annotated as ras-related protein Rab-32-like. NCBI's taxonomy places the organism in Eukaryota, Metazoa, Chordata, Actinopteri, Cypriniformes, Cyprinidae. The transcript has 3 exons. Gene Ontology annotation, biological process: endosome to lysosome transport; phagosome-lysosome fusion. The record is from RefSeq and is a predicted model, not a curated record. Bases 288 to 929 code for a protein of 213 amino acids. Gene Ontology annotation, cellular component: Golgi apparatus; late endosome; trans-Golgi network. Gene Ontology annotation, molecular function: GTPase activity; GTP binding.